ACAUUCAAAAAGUUCGUGCCUUAGUGUCGUUUUGCUAACCUUUGGUAUUGGGUCGUGCAUUGUAUAUUGUGUAUUGUAUUAUAGCCUACCAAUGCGAGAUGCGGCCGCCGUUACUGGUCUUCUGCCUCGCUUCGUUGCCCUUCUGUUUGGCCGCCGAUGUCCCUGGCUGUCAACACGACUCCUGCACGACAUGCAUUCGCCAUCCGACUUGCGUUUGGUGCUACGAGCCGAACAACCGAACCGCCCGGCCGCGCUGCAGGAGCAGGGAACGCGCUGACUUCCCUGCCGUGUGUCAUGGUGAGAAGAGCGACCCGCAAAAUGCCUACGGCGUGGUCAGGGAUGAGCCUCUGUCUGCCGAUGGCGACGUCGAGAACAUUCUACAGAUGAGUCCGCAAGAGGUUAACCUGACAGUCAGAAUCAAGGAAACCUUCAACAUAUCCCUGACGUACAAACACAUGGCGAAUUACCCAGCUGAUAUCUACUACAUGAUGGAUGGAUCUAAGUCAAUGGCAGACGAUAAGGACAUGUUGCAUUCGGUCGGGAAAGAGCUGGCAGAAGGAAUGAAGAAGAUUACCAGUAACUUGCAACUUGGCUUUGGUAUCUUCGUCGACAAGCCAGUGCUGCCUUACGUUUCCACUAUGUCGAAAAACGAAGCAGCCUACAGUUUCAAGAAUGUUCUUCCACUCACCAGCAAUACCUCAGCUUUCACAGAAGAGGUCAAGCGAGCGGAGGGCGCCACCAACCAGGACUUCCCUGAGGGCGGAUUCGAUGGCCUCAUGCAAGCCAUAGUGUGUGAAAAGGACAUCAAGUGGCGCAAUGCCAGUGUCCGGGUGAUCUUUUUCUCCACAGACGCUGGGUUCCACUUCGCGGGGACGGGAAGGGAAUUGACCCUUAAAGCAUUAUUAAAAGAUAUGGUAUUGCCAAUCUUCCACCUUUUGAUAUCAGCCCUCUUCGAAAAAUCCUUCUCAGCUUUGGCUGGUAUUGUAACACCCAACGACGAGCGCUGCCACCUCGACGGCAACGAGCUCAGAAAAGCCCACCUCUACGACUUCCCUUCGGUCGCCCAGAUCAACAAGAUGGCGAAACUCCACAGAAUCAACCUGGUCUUCGCCAUCACAGCCGAACAGGAGCCGCUCUACGCCCGCCUGUCACAGCACAUAGAGGGCGCGACUUCUGGCGUGCUGGCCAGCGACUCGUCUAAUGUGGUCGACCUCCUCACCAGCAGUCUUAAGGACAUCAUAAGCAAGGUGGAACUGACACAGCGAGACCACAACAGCCACGUGUCAGUGCGUUUCUUCAGCGAGUGCAAGGACGGGGAGAUGAAGGAGCGAUCCUCUUGCCAGGGACUCGAUGUCGGGGACGAGGUCCAGUUCGAGGUGGAGGUCACGGCCCUCAAAUGCCCAGACAACGAGAAAGAUUGGAAUCCUGUCGUCGAAGUGUACCCUGUGGGCCGUCAGGGGUCUCUGCAAAUCAACCUGGAAUGCACUGCCAGUGCAGCUGUGCUAAGCCAGGUGAUAAGGGCUACAUUGUAAACGCGGAGGCAUGCAGUAGGAACGGCACCUCCAUGUGCGGUGUAUGUGAGUGCCACGAAGGCUUCGUCGGAAGGCAUGCGAGUGCUACAGCAACGAUGACGACGGCACUGGCACCAUCAGCGAGGACU
Penaeus vannamei (Pacific white shrimp) is the source of this 1660-nucleotide messenger RNA. Lineage: Eukaryota; Metazoa; Arthropoda; Malacostraca; Decapoda; Penaeidae. The record is from RefSeq and is a predicted model, not a curated record.